AUUUUAACUGUCAAAAAUUAGCAUCGAAGUUGUUUAUUUAUGUUUGAGUUUGAUUCGGAAUCCGGAUUUUUAACUGAUUUUGAUUUGCCGGCCCAGUUUCCGACAUCCGCGCACGAUGACCGAGAUUGAGGAACUAACCCGGUGCCGGUUGUGCUUCUCGCCGAACAACCUGACGGACGCGGUAUUUCCCGCCACGGGCGAUCCCAACGAGGAGCUGAUGGGGAUGAUUUACGCGUGCACCUCGGUCCGGAUCAGCUUCGAGCGGGACUUUCCGUGCGCCGUGUGCAGCAGCUGCGUCCGCAUCGUGAACCAGUUUUACGCGUUCCGGCGCAAGUGCCGCAGCAACGACCGGGAGCUGAAACGGACGCGCGGGCAGAAGGGUUUCGACGAGGGGAGUGAGGAGGAGGAAGAUGACGGGGGGAACGAUCCUUUGGGGAGCGGAAGGAUGAAGUGGGAAGCUGGAGGAGAUGAUCGGUUCUAUGGGAAGAUGAAGCAACAGAUUCAGAGUUAUCUGAAGAAGCAGGUUGCCGAGCUUGAGAAGAGGGCGUUGGCCAUGGUUCGAGAGGGACUAAAGAAUACGAAUGGAGGAGACGUUUCCGGAGUUCAAGCCAGCGCAUUACAAAUGACUGUUGAGGGUGCUUUUGGAGGAAAUGAAAUGAUGGAACAGAACGAUUCUAACGGAUACGAUGCAUUCCAAGACUACGAUGGAGAUGAUGAACCACUAGAAGACGAUAAACCUAAAGAUGACAGCAAAAACAGUCUGUUGACCGACGGAACGGACUGGAAGACGAAAUACGAGACACUGCAGAAGAAUAAUGACCUGCUUCAGAAAGCAUUCCGGGAUCAGCGCAGCAAACUGAAGGACACCGAGCAGCUGCUGAAAACUGUCAAACGGCAGAAAUCUUCCGGAAAUUUCACGGAUACGUCCAACGCUCCCGAGGGCGUUGGUUUUAAGACACAUCCGGCCAUUCCGGAAGUAUCGCUGCAGUUCCUGCAGGACCUGAACUACAAAUCUGGUCCCGGGGAAAAGGGUGAUCGAUGCUUUAUCAGCAAGCUUGCGGUGGCCGUGUUUGGGGUUGACACGCUGGUCAACUCCAGCGUUACUGGACGGCCGUCGAACGCUCACCGGGACCUGCCACCGAAGCCAUCGUUGUGUCCGCAGAAAAUGGCCGCCAUUGGACUGAAGCUCUUCGAGCGUGUCCAGCUGGAGGUGGGCGUCGCAAACCAGGAGGAGCUGCUGGCCCGAACGACGGACCGGCUCGUGCGGCUGACCGUGUGCCAAAAGUCGAUGAAUCUGCGCAAGCAGUUUUUCAAGCACAACGGCAGUAGCAGCGCCGACGGAACGGGCACCGGGAUGGACGAGGAGUAUCUGGAGGAGCAGGUGCCUGCGACGAAGAAGCGUCGGCGUUAGCAGUUAAACAUGCGUAUUGGGCGAAUGUA
Molecule: messenger RNA, 1440 nt
Organism: Culex quinquefasciatus (southern house mosquito)
Lineage: Eukaryota; Metazoa; Arthropoda; Insecta; Diptera; Culicidae
Exons: 3
Coding region: 116-1411 (431 amino acids)
Cellular component (GO): nucleus
Molecular function (GO): DNA binding; zinc ion binding
Source: RefSeq, a predicted model, not a curated record